AUGCAUUGCCCUAGUAAGAGUGUGGAGCAGCUCAUGCUGGAGUCUGGACUCUGCCUAGACCAUCCUGCAGCUGCCAGAUUUCAUGAGCACAUUCUGUGUGGGGAAUGGGUCAAGGUGAGUGCCAGGCAGGACCUGCAGGAGCUGAAAGGACUGCUGGAUCAUCCAGAGGAUGUGACUAAGAUGCGGUUUCUGCUGUUGGAGCAGAAGUACCUGGAGCUGCUGGAAGAUGGACGUGCCAUUGAUGCCCUGGACGUGUUGCGCCACCAGCUGACGCCGCUCAAGCACAACGUCCAGCGGGUCCACCAGCUCAGCAGUUACAUCAUGUGUAGCACGGCGGAGGACCUGCGGGAGCAGUCUGGCUGGCCGGGCGCCGGCGCCGAGUCUCGCGGCCUGCUGAUGUCCCGCCUGCAGCCGUUCCUGCCGCCCUCCGUCAUGGUGCCCGGCAGCCGGCUGGAGACGCUGCUGCAGCAGUCGGCCGAGCUUCAGCGCAGCCGCUGUCCCUUCCACAACACGGCCGCCGACAGCGCCGAUCACGGCCUGCUGGUCGAUCACCUCUGCUCAAGGGAACAGUUCCCGACCGAAACGGUGCAGAUUCUGCGCCAACACAACGACGAAGUGUGGUUUUGCAAGUUCUCGCCGGACGGCCGGAGCCUGGCGUCCGGCUCCAAGGACAGCACCAUCAUCGUGUGGGACGUGGACACGGAGUCGCUGACGGUGAAGCCCCGCCACACGCUGGUGGGCCACAGUGACGGGCCGCACGGCUACCCGCUCUGCUACCUGGCCUGGUCUCCCGACUCGCGCUACCUGCUAGCCGCCCACGAGUCGCCCGAAGUCCGGAUCUGGGAUGCCGUCCAGGGAACCCUGGAGAAGAGUGUCAACCACGCCAGUAACGACGCCAUCAUGUGCGGUGCCUGGCAUCCGGACAGUACCAAGUUUGUGUGCGGUGGCACCCACGGACAGUUCUACCUCUUCGAUAUCCGGGGCACGCAGCACGACCGCUGGGAGGGCGUGCGCGUGCGCUCGCUCUGGUUCCAGAACGACGGUCAGACCAUACUGGCCGCAGACACACACAACAGGGUUGCCGGAUACUACUCGGAUGACCCCAAGCCAUACGAAAUUCUGACCGAGAGUGGCGACGUGAUGUCCAUGUGCAUCAAUGACACGGGCACGCUGGCUGCACUCAACGUGGCCAACCAGGGCGUCCACCUCUGGGACCUGCAGGACAAGGUUCUGCUGAGGAAGUUCCAGGGCCUUACGCAGGGCACGUUUACCGUAUACGGCUGUUUCGGUGGCCUAAAUCAGGAAUUUGUGGCCUCAGGCAGUGAAGAGUGCAACGUGUACAUUUGGAACACGCGGCGCGAGAAGCCGGUGGCCGUGCUGCAGGGCCACACCAACACGGUCAACUGCGUCACCUGGAACCCGCAGUGCCCCAGCAUGCUGGUGUCGUGCAGUGACGACAGCACCGUGCGCGUCUGGGGUCCGGCGGGCCCGCACCGAGCCGCAGCGACGGGCCGGGCGGCUGCUGCCAGCAGCGGGGCUUCCGAUCUCGCGAGCAACGGCUCGUCGGCCACGUAAGCGUGGCCGCCGGUCACGCCGUGCCUUGGCCGCCCGGGCGCUUUCUCGUCACAGUGGUCUCAGCAGGCGGUGCGCUCAGGGGCGCGGGGCGGCCGCUCGGCUCGGACGAGCCACCUCUGUGCCGCGUGGAGCCGGCCGCCUCUGCCGUCGCCGACAGGCGCGCCGACUGCCGCCCACCUCAUCACGCGCCCGGCGACAAGCGAACCGGCGAUCUGACGUCAGACGUCUCAUCCCGCUGCCGGCGCGGGCCGCUCCGCCCUCUGCUGGUGGGAACCGCCCGCCCCUCCCUCCGCCGGUGGGGGCCGGCCCUCCCUCUGCCGGUGGGAGC
Molecule: messenger RNA, 1903 nt
Organism: Pollicipes pollicipes
Lineage: Eukaryota; Metazoa; Arthropoda; Thecostraca; Pollicipedomorpha; Pollicipedidae
Product: WD repeat-containing protein 26-like
Biological process (GO): proteasome-mediated ubiquitin-dependent protein catabolic process
Cellular component (GO): GID complex
Molecular function (GO): protein binding
Source: RefSeq, a predicted model, not a curated record